Molecule: messenger RNA, 5588 nt
Organism: Perca fluviatilis (European perch)
Lineage: Eukaryota; Metazoa; Chordata; Actinopteri; Perciformes; Percidae
Gene: tent5c
Product: terminal nucleotidyltransferase 5C
Exons: 2
Coding region: 124-1275 (383 amino acids)
Biological process (GO): mRNA stabilization
Molecular function (GO): RNA binding; poly(A) RNA polymerase activity
Source: RefSeq, a predicted model, not a curated record
CUCGUCGACCAAUCAGAUGCUUCGCUCGGCGCAUUGGUACAAUCAAAUUCGAAGAUUUUAACACUGAUGUGAUCUGCUGAUGAUGAAAGUUGGACUUUUUGUUAAUCUAAACUUUGUGAGAAGAUGGAUAACAAGGAGGAAUCCCAGAGUUGUUCAGUGAGUGUCCUGACCUGGGACCAGGUGAGCCGGCUGAAUGAAGUUCUGACGGAGGUUGUGCCUGUUCAUGGACGGGGGAACUUCCCUACCUUAGAGGUGCGGCUGAAAGACAUUGUGGCCCGGGUGCGCUCCCGCCUAGAGCUGAGUGGCAUCAGAGUAAAGGACGUACGGCUCAACGGCUCCACGGCCAGCCACGUACUGGUGCAGGAUAUCGGCUGGAGCUACAAGGAUCUGGACGUCAUCUUCAGGGUGGACCUGCCGCACGAGGCGGAGUUCAGGCUCAUCAAGGACGUGGUGCUAGGUACCCUGCUGGACUUUCUACCUGAAGGUGUGAACAAAGAGAAAAUUACACCCAUGACUCUCAAAGAGGCUUACGUCCAGAAGCUGGUGAAGGUCAACACGGAGCAGGACCGCUGGAGCCUCAUCUCCCUCUCCAACAACAACGGCCGCAAUGUGGAGCUGAAGUUUGUGGACUCAAUACGGCGGCAGUUUGAGUUCAGUGUGGACUCCUUUCAGAUUGUGCUGGACUCCAUGCUUUCCUACUACGAGCUGGCACAGACGCCCAUGUCACAGGCCUUUCACCCCACUGUGAAUGGGGAGAGCGUGUACGGGGACUUCAGCAUGGCGCUGAGCCACCUGCGGAACAAGCUCAUCGCCACCAAGCGGCCUGAGGAGAUCCGAGGUGGCGGCUUGCUGAAAUACUGCAAUCUGCUGGUGCGGGACUUUCGGCCCGCCAGCGAGGAGGAGUUCAAGGCCCUCGAGCGGUACAUGUGUUCCCGCUUCUUCAUCGACUUCCCUGACAUCGGUGAGCAGCAGCGCAAGGUGGAGGCCUACCUCCAGAGCCACUUUAUAGGUGAGGAGAAGAGCAAGUACGACUACCUCAUGAUCCUGCGCCGAGUGGUCAACGAGAGCACGGUGUGCCUCAUGGGCCACGAGCGGCGGCAGACCCUCCACCUCAUCUCGCUGAUGGCCUUCCGAGUGCUGGCAGAGCAGAACGCCAUCCCUGAUGCGUCCUGUGUCACCUGCUACUAUCAGCCAGCGCCCUAUGUCCGAGACCACAACUUCAGCAACUACUAUGUGGCUAACCAGAACAUUCCAACAUGGCUGCCAUGUAACUGACAGAAGGAAAACAAGUGGACGGAUGUACAAGAGGGCACCACCACUGCUGCUGCUGCUUUUGAGAAAAGAGAAGGAAUAAAAUAAAAAUCCCCCCAAAAAAAAAAAUUAUUAUUGAGGCAAUAAAUGCUAUGUUCCUCUCAAGGCACAAUUAUAUUUAAGUGGACAAGUGUUUUGCUUUUGUUUUUUUGUGUUUGUUUUUUUGGAAUCCUUUCUCAUUCCUUAGCUACAGAGAUGUCUAGGUCAUUGAAUAGAAAGUGAUAUUUUUAAGUGUUUAGAUUUUUUUUUCCUCAUGUUUUUUUUCCCUGUUUAUCAGAGUUGUGUUUUGUGCCUUAACCUCCCAGUUGACCCCACCCACCCAAUAAUUUAAGUAUGGGCUAUUUUUUUUGAAGAAGGGGAAGCAGAAAAUGUAGCCUUGAAUUUGGUUUUGUCCUGUGAUUAGUAAAAGUUAAAAAAAAAAAAUUAAAAAAAAAAUUAAAAUCUUGAAAAAUAGUAUUAUUGGGGAAAGGGGUAAUAUAUAAUAGGUGAUGACCCAAACAAAAAAAUCAGUGUUAAAAAGUUUUGUUCACUGGGGAGGUUAGAAAGGUGGUACACUAAUAACUUUGUUCACAUCAGAAAUGAAGGGGAAGCGAGAGGAGUCCAUUUGUUUUAAUUCAUUUUGACAUGUAAAUAUCUCUCACAGACAUUUGUGGUCUCCUUAAUAUGCCAGCAGUGCCUGUGAUUUGAAAUCAAUGCAAGAGAAAAUGUGUCUAUUUUUAUUUUCCACUGUGAAUUUCAGUGUAGGACGAGCUCCCCUCCUUCCCCUUUUAUCCAGUUUACUCAGCCCUGUACUUUUCAGUCGAGACUGGAAAUCUGCAGAGAGACAGUUUAGGCCUCAGAUAGACGGGCUCCUGUGUGUCUGAGGAGUUUACGUUCCCCUGUGUUUUAAGUCCCUUCCGAAGCCUCACACCAGUGACCUCAAGAUGGCUAUUGUGGGAAGCUGACUGACUGAAGAAAGCGGACAUGGGCGCGUUGAGAGCAUGCGGCUGGCCUCGUUGCCUGCAGCGAGAGCUGGCUAGGAGUCCUGGAGUGACAGGCUGACUGGUUGUCCCUUCCCUUAAAAGGAGCAGCACAUGGUGGGCCCCAGUCUUGUCCCUUACAACCAUUGCAGGCUCGAUGGCAGCGCUGAAAUGGGAUCCUCUUCUGACGCAGCGACUGGCUCUCAAACUACAGGCUGUCUAUAAUUAUCCUUUUUUUUUUUUUUUUUUUUUUUUUUCCUGGGGGAGGUAUCUUCGGAGCAGGGAACUGGGGAUGGGUGUGCAAGCAGCAGCAGCAGCCCUGCCACCUUACAUGUGUGGGGAGCUGAGUCACUUCCUAUCCUAUCAGUGCCUGCUGGAAGGACUCUGUGUUUGAACCCCUUUUGUGGUCAUGGGAGCACAGACAGCAGGGAGUGCAACUGGUAUGUUAAUAGAAAUGCCAUGAUGUGUGCCAGUUGGAUGCCACUCCCCUUCCUGACUUGGAGUUUGAUGUAUCCUGGAAGCUACAACUGACUUGAGCCACAAGUUCCCUCCUCCCCAAACCUAUAAAUUACUAUAAGUAGCUAAGCCUAUUAUUAGCUGUUCAUUUUGAACACUUGCAGUGUGGUAUUACUAGCAGAUGUCCUAAGCUGUGACUUUAACCUGUCAUCUCUCUUAAGCAUCCAGGUUUGAGAGGAGAAUAGUUGCUAAACUUGUGUAAGUGACAACUGCUGUCUCUCUCUUCCUCUCACCCCUCAGUUUCUCUGAAGCUCUAACUUAUUCCUGCUCACUGCGGCUCGUGCUUAUACCAGAUAACCGGAAACAUCGCUUAUCUGGAUGGCCCACAACUCCCAACUGGUUGGUUAAAAUAUUUUGUUAGGGGGACAGUCAGUGCUACCUCUUCUGCAGGUCACAGGGGUAUGCUCUGCUGGUACGGGGGAAAUGCAAAUGUCUUUUUAACAACAAGUGAGGUGCCACACACUGUCUCGCUCUGGACCAAAAUUACAACCAGCAACUGAAGCACUUAAGUGCCUUUUGACGUUUUGGAGAGUGAUUUAGCUUUUUUAAAAGGUGUUGUGUUUUUUUUUUUUUUUUUUUCCCAAGCCCCUUUUUAAACCUUUUGAAACUUGGGUGAUACAAGACUUUCAUCAUAGUUUAUGGGAGAAUACAUACUUUUCUGGUUGGGAAGCAAAAUUAUUUUGAAUUUUAGUUUUUCCCCUUAGUUGUGGUCUCUUUGUUUCAGUCCCAAACCAUACCUUUCCUUGAAACUCACGUGUCUAGUCAUUCCUGUCGGUCUUCUCAGCCAUUUUGAGCCAUUUUGUUUUACUCCCAUCUCACGUUUGGGUCUUGUUGUCGCUGGCAGCCAUGUUGACCUCAGUCAUGCCUGAAUGCCUUUUUUGAAAUCCAACUUUUGAUUGAUUCUGAUUUUAGGGUUAGACAUAUAUCUUAUAUACACCCUUCAUUUAAUGGACUGCCUAGCAUUGGAGCUCCACCUCCUCCAAAGCAGCCUGGCCACAUUUAUUUUGCCGACCAUUUUGUCCCCAUCCAAAGCAUUACCUGAAGUGCACUGACGAGCCAUACUUUCGCACAGUAGCUGGAGGUCACCCAGCAGAGACCCCAUACUAACAGAAGCACUUUAAAGAGGCCUUGUUUUACUCCAAACCCAGCCACCUGAUAGGAAUGCAAAUAAGCUAAUGUGGUCUAUUGCUGGAGGGAGUUGAGCUGGUUCUCAGGGACAUAAUGUGUUUGAGUGCUUUGUUUAGUCCCUUUUUUUUAUUUCGGGAGGGUAAAUUGGUUUAAUCUGCCCUUGACAUGGAGGAAUUCCCUCCUAAUACUCACCUUCAUUUUGUGUUUUGUCUCUAAUUGUAACUUUGACUCUCCUCUUCUUGCCUAAACUACAGGUUGUUAUUGGAGUAGAUCAUGCCUGAAGGUGGAAGUAGCCAGCAAACUUCAGCUUGCUACAGCCUGACAGCAGCGCUCGGUUUUAUCUGUGCAUCCAUUUGUUUUAAAACCUUAUCACUCAGUGGGUAGUCCCCUCUUAGUUUAGCGCUAACAGCUGGGUUUUUCAUCGAACUCCUAACCCUCAUACGAUCGGAUAGUGCUAAAAAUCUGUUUCAGGGAAUAGCGGCACAUAAUCUCAAUCAUUCCCCAGUUUGUGUAUCCCCUCUCUGAGGGAUGAUAAAUUGGUUUAUUAAAGCUUGGAGCCACAGUCAAAACCAGCAGCCCGGUAAGGCUGCUGCUCAGUCGCAGGUUGAAGACUGCUGAGCUUGAUAGCUCUGCUGAGCUAGUCCCUUCUUGGGCUUUUUGUUGACAUCUCCCACUAAAAGUAGCUUUGAGCGAGGUCAAAAGAGAAUGCAACAUACAAAAAAAAACUUGCAUUUUCUAGACAGUCGAUAGUGAGCGCAGCCUGGAUUGUAUAUCCCCUACUUUUUUUUUUUGUUUUUGUUUUUUGUUUCCACCCAACCUUAACAUGUUUACGGUUCUGACCUUUUUUCUGACAAUGAAUGUGUGCCUGUUAAUGAAAGCUUUACCUUCCCCAAUUAGGUGAGAGUGGGGUGCAGCAGGGCUCAUGCUAAAUCACUUUGUUCGCCAAGGGUUGAUGUAUGUAUGUAUGUAUGUCGAUCAUUUAGUCUUUGUGAAGGAUGUUGUGUUUAUAAAAAAAAAACAAGGAUGAAGUGUAUUUUGCCUUUUUCUUUUCUGGCCCCCACUUUUUCCCGCUGUAAACUACUUAUUCAUCCCAUUGCUUCUCUCCCUUACCUUGCCUUUUGGUUGUCCCACUUGUUUGGGCUUCUGUUUAUUAGUAUAGUAUAUUAUUAUUAUUUUUUUUUUUUUAUAUGACACCUGUAGUAAGUAUUCUUUGCUGGAGGGGGUGCAGAGCGAGCUGUGGAUUAAAUAUUUUGUGGUUGUCUAAAGUAAAAGUCUUACCAUAGGAAUGUGCUGGAGGCUCUCCUACACUUUCUAUAUCGGGAGUUGUAAAAAAAAAAAAAAAAAAAAAACAUUGCAGCGGAUUUGUGUUUAUGUUAAUGCGUGGAGGUGUGUGUGCUUGUUUGCAUGUGUGUAUGAAGGGAUGCCUGUUGCUAUAAAAGUUUAAAAAGUGGGGAAAAAUAUGAAAAUUGUCUAAAUAUAUAUAUUUUUUUGAAAUAGUAAAUGCAAGAGCUUUUUGUCAGCUUUGUGAAUGUGACGAUGAGUUUGAUGGUUACAACAAUUAUACUAUUUCAUUUUUCAAGACUUUUACCUCACUUGAGUUUUUCCUUUUGAAUGGAAAUGUACAUCAGGAAAAUGUUUGAAGAGGAAAUAAUGAAUAAAGAGUAUUAACUUCAA